Messenger RNA from Chilo suppressalis (striped riceborer), 1389 nucleotides. The record is from the annotation of a GenBank genome assembly. NCBI's taxonomy places the organism in Eukaryota, Metazoa, Arthropoda, Insecta, Lepidoptera, Crambidae.
AUGGCCCAAUCUCCCUUUUCCAUCCAUAGGGAAGGCCUGUGCCCCAACAGUGGGGACAUUAAUAGGCUGAUGAUGAUGAUAAUGAUGAAGGGCUGGAAGACGGUGUCGGGUAACCAAAAUGAAAACUACCCGAAUGCGGGCGUACACGACUCCGUAUAUUUACACUUAGUCGUUUACCCGAAUUCCAUUGAAACUCGUAUUCGGGCUAAUGACCAUGGGGAAAGUGUACCAGAUGACCAGUCUCCCCUUCGGGUUGUCAUAUGCACCAAAGAACUUCGCAACUGGGUAGGUCAUCUGCUGUGGAGAAAAGGUAUGAGAAUCCUGGUUUACCUAGACGAUUGGAUCAUCAAUCGCGAGAAAUCUGUAUUGACGCCGAGUCAAGAGCAGGAAUACCCAGGUACCAACUACGACACUGAAGGAAUGUCAACAACUAUUGGGGACUCUCAAUUUUGCCAGGUUCACAAAACCUGGAGGAAGACUGCAUUGCUGGCACCUACAGAGGUAUUGUCAGAAGCUCCUGACUUAGUCACCAGGCCAGUCAAAAGCUAUGACACCAGAAUUAAGAUCAGACAUGAAUUGGUGGAUGUCAAUCAUAAAAGAAGCCCCUACUAUGAGUGCGGCGGAGACGACAGCGGCCGCCGCGACGCCAGCCAGCGCGGGCGCCCCAGUGCCGCCGCUAAGUCGACCACGCGUACACGUUUGACAGACAUGAACAGUGCAACGUUUGUGAUUUUUGCCGCCUGCGCUGCAUUCGCGCACGCAGGCAUCCUGCUCGAACACGCGCCACAAUGCCCGGAGCAACACGGAGUACAAGCGUAUGCACACCCGGAGCUAUGCGACCAGUUCUUCCUGUGUACCAAUGGCUCCUUGACCGUGGAGACUUGUGAAAACGGCCUCUUAUUCGACGGCAAGGGUGCCGUGCACAACCACUGCAACUACAACUGGGCAGUCGACUGCGGUGAAAGAAAGGCUGACUUGACGCCAUUAUCAUCGCCCGGGUGCGAGUACCAAUUCGGCAUCUACCCUGAUAGCGCAGACUGCUCAACCAGCUAUAUCAAGUGCGCCUUCGGUAUCCCGGAGCAGGAACCGUGCACGCCGGGUCUGGUGUACGACGAGCGCACACACGGCUGCAACUGGCCCGACCUUCUCCAGCCAUUCUGCAACCCUGAAGCGGUGGUAGGCUUCAAGUGCCCCACCAAAGUACCGUCCAACACUCAAGCGGCCAAGUUCUGGCCCUUCCCCCGUUUCCCCGUGCCCGGAGACUGCCACAGGCUCAUCACUUGCGUGGAGGGCCAGCCCCGCCUCAUCACCUGUGAAGAAGGCAAGGUCUUUGACGACCAGAACCUCACCUGUGAAGACCCUGAACUUGUACCACACUGUAGCCACUGA